Molecule: messenger RNA, 3127 nt
Organism: Mizuhopecten yessoensis (Yesso scallop)
Lineage: Eukaryota; Metazoa; Mollusca; Bivalvia; Pectinida; Pectinidae
Product: 26S proteasome non-ATPase regulatory subunit 11-like
Exons: 13
Coding region: 41-1297 (418 amino acids)
Biological process (GO): ubiquitin-dependent protein catabolic process
Cellular component (GO): proteasome regulatory particle, lid subcomplex
Molecular function (GO): structural molecule activity
Source: RefSeq, a predicted model, not a curated record
CCUGUGACUAAGGGACAUAACCGUUGGAAAAUUAUUCAAGAUGGCGGCCGAACUUGAGAGAGCUGUGGCUCUCCGUACAACAAACAAGAAUGAAGCGAUUGAUAUACUAAAUAGUUUGGUGAAAAGAGAUAUGGACACCAACAGUGAAGAAGUACUUAGAAUAAAAGAACAAUCUAUUCUUGAACUUGGUUCUUUGUUGGCUGAAACCAAGCAAGCUGAAGAGCUUGCUGGUUUGGUCAAAUUCACACGACCAUUCCUUGUGCUGGUAAGUAAGGCCAAGGCAGCUAAGAUGGUAAGAGGACUGGUGGAUUUGUUCCUGGACAUGGAGGCUGGAACAGGGAAAGAGGUUGAAUUGUGCAAGGAGUGUAUAAACUGGGCAAAAGAUGAGAAAAGAACUUUUCUACGACAAGCAUUGGAGUCCCGGCUGAUAUCUUUGUACAUUGACACCAAAGCUUAUCAAGAGGCACUACUACUGGCAUCUCAGUUAUUACGGGAGCUGAAGAAACUGGACGACAAGGCAUUACUGGUGGAGGUGCAGCUGUUAGAGAGCAGAACGUAUCAUUCCCUGUCCAAUUUGCCAAAAGCCAGAGCUGCACUUACUUCAGGGAGAACUACUGCCAAUGGGAUCUACUGUCCACCCAAGCUCCAGGCUGCCCUUGACAUGCAAUCAGGAAUUCUUCAUGCUGCAGAUGAGAAAGAUUUCAAAACUGCCUACUCCUAUUUCUAUGAAGCAUUUGAGGGAUAUGAUUCUAUUGACAGUCCAAAGGCUGUUGUAGCACUUAAAUACAUGCUCAUGUGCAAAAUCAUGCUCAAUACGGCUGAUGAAGUACAGGCAAUCGUGAGUGGAAAGCUAGCACUGAAGUACAGUGGUCCAGAGGUCGAGGCAAUGAAGAGUAUAGCAACUGCCAGCCACAAACGCUCUCUUGCAGAGUUCCAGAAAACAUUGGGGACAUUCAAACCACAACUGGAGGACGAUCCAAUUGUAAACGCUCACUUGAAGACCCUUUAUGACAACCUACUUGAACAGAAUCUCUGUAGAAUUAUAGAACCUUUCUCCAAAGUUCAGGUUCAACAUAUUGCUAACUUAAUAAAAUUACCGAUGGAUACAAUAGAGAAGAAGCUUUCACAGAUGAUCCUUGAUAAAAAAUUCCAUGGUAUUUUGGACCAAGGUGCAGGCGUGCUGGUAGUAUUUGAUGAGACACCAGUGGACAAGACAUACGAGACAUCAUUGGAGACGAUCCAGAACAUGGGUAAAGUGGUUGAUGCACUCUAUCACAAGGCCAAGAAGCUUACUUAGACAUUUCAGACAAUGACUAGUUUAAUAUGGUUCCCUGCCUGAAAUUCAGUGAAACUCUGCAAAUGUAGACAGCUUUUGGUACUGCAUGAAAUUCUGUAGAUUCUGUACUGUAUUUCAAAUUUAUACUCUGUUAAGAUUCAGUUUGCAACUGUUUCUGUAGUAGGUUUGGUAAAAUUCUACCUAAUCUGAUGUAUGGUCAGGGAAAGUCUACAUAUUCUGCAAAACACUUCAAUGUGUUGGACCAAGAUGGUUUUGUUUUGCAGUAUCUUUGAGAAUUUGGGUAUUGUGUUCAGACCAAAUACAAUGAAAUUUUAAUCUUUGAAAAACUACAGAUUAGUUAUAGUUUAGUGACAGUUAUUUUCACACAACAUAUUGCUUACCUUUUAUCAGUGGUGGUUUCAAGUAUCAUUUUGACAGUUAUUUAUAUGUUAUGUAAUAUUUUCAAAUUUAAUGAAUAAUGAAUUAAAGUUUUCACCAGUAAGUACAGGAAUGGCAUUUCACAAAUAGUAUAAUUGCUGUACAGGAUUUUAGUGGUAUUCUUCAUGUACAGUUACAGCGCUUCUGAAUUGAUAUUUUAGAUUUUGUAUGAUGUUAUAUUGGACAUUAUAAUUUUGUCUGUUCAUUUAUGGAAACAAUUGGAAUUUAAUUUUCUGUACCCAAAAAAUAUUUGCUUGGAAAACGAGGAUCUGUCAUGAGUCACCCUUCAUAUUGGAUUUCUGAUGUGAUUUGUUAGCGAAUUUUAUUUUGAAAGUUCCCCAUUGUCCCUAGAUACACGUAUUGAAUUUUGAGCCUGAUUGGAAAACCAAGAUGUUCAAGAGGCAGUCAAAUAAAAUAUUAUUAGCACUAUUUCUCAGAAAAUGCUUCAAGGAUCUUUCUCAAAAUUUUACAUGAAGUUUCCCAAUGGUCUGUACUUAACAAUAUUGAAUUUUGGGACGGAUAGAAAAGAAAAAAAAGGAUGGUCACCAGUCAGCCAUCUUGAAUGUAGCAGUUCAAUUUUGUUAUCACUGUUUUGUUUCCCUUGGUCCCUUUAAAAAAAUAAUGAGAAUUUAUCCGUCAUUGACAGCACUUCUUAUAUGUAAGAAUUAAAAUGUUUUAGCCUUUGGCAUAUAUUUAGUUAUGCAAUUCUUAUAAAUUAUUAUUUGCUUCAUAGUGGCAAAUAACAUAUGACAUUCAGAGGUUUAAGUUAUUGUACAAGAUUUCCACCAUUGGACUGGGUAAAAGUACCUGUAAGCAAAAGGAAGAGCAAACAAGGUAAAAGAUCAUUGUUUGUAGAUCUGAUAAAGAUCCUGUCAUGGUAGGCACCAAGAUCCUUCUAGGAUCCCUUGUUAAUGUAAAUUUUACCUGCUUUUCAGCUGAAUUUUUUAUGAAGAAUUUUGUUUGAAAUUUGUAGGUGAAUUGAAUUUAUAUAAUCAUAUAAGAAAUAUAUUUGCAUUUACAAUAAAUAUCUUUUCAGUACAUGAUGCUGUGAAAUAUAUAUAAAAAAAAAAGUUGCAUGAGAGAAAACAGGUAUUUCAGUUUCUGCCAAAAAAAAAAAUAGCUGGAUUUUAUUUUCCAGGUGAAUGAUUCUUUAGUUUUUAAGGACACAUUUGCUUAUUAGAAAAUUCAUGUUUGAAAACUCAAAUACAUGUGAAAUAAUGUUUUUGCAUAUCAUUCAUGAAAUGACUUAUUACAAUUGAAAGGGAGUCUGAAUGAAUGUGAAAUGAAAACUGAUUAAAAAUACUAAAUUGAAGAAUGAGUGCUAAAGACACUUUUUCUUGAAAAUCAUUAGUGUAUCUGUAUGAAAGGUGUUGAUUGUAUGACAUACUGAAAAAUAAAAAUUAUGAAUUUUCA